CACGCUCUAAUCAAUAAGAGCAAAGUAGUGGUUUUCAGUUCGCGUGAAAAUUGUCUGCAAUUUUCCUGUUUUUAUUUACUAGUAACUCUGAUCGUUGCCAACAAUUACAGUUUUACUCGAAAGUUGUUGUGUAGGUUUUGCGAGGUGCAGUUUGAUGUCAGCGAUGACUCAGCUCGAAACUCAGCGUCGGAACUCAGCUAUAGCCGGCUAGAAUGCUCAAUUGAUCACGCAUGCCAUGACUCUUCACCACUCUUUAAAUCAUCUUCAGAGCGGUUUGCUUGCUUUUUUAGUUAGUAGCUUUUGCUUCAUGUGAUUGAUUAAAGCCCAAGAGCUCACAGGGAAACAUUGAGUUAGCAUGACAAAGCGGUUUUGGUCAAUUGCGCAUUAAAUCUUAAAAAUAGUAUCCCCUGAAAUAUCUUAAAUAAAAUUCAUUGUCGUUGUUACGAUAGUUAAAGACAAAUUUUGAGCAGGUGAGAAAACGAACGAAGUUAUCAAAUUUUCCAAUGUAUUUAUGUCCAAACGGUCACUGUCUUUUAUUGUUUUUUAACUUGCAUUAGCAGUCAUUGAUUUGAUAUUUUGACACUCUCAAGCCAGUUUUGCUGUUCCCUGUUCCGUUAUUGCUUAGAAGUAGAUUGCAACCUUUAUUUUCCACCUUUUCUCCUUCAAUUUGAAAUUUAAAUUGCGCCCUAAUUUUCCUCUCAACCUUCUUAAAUCGUUACUGUUUAGAAGCAAGAUAUUUUUUUACAGGACCACAUUUUACUUCCUUGCCUUAUUUUGCUAUUUACGUUGAUUUUCUUUAAUUUGGAUUUAAUGGUAUCUAGUUAUCCAGCCAAAGUUUUAUUUGAAAUACGUAUUUCCUCUCAAAACCCUGUGUUUUUGUGCUAAUAGAUUUGCAUUGCAUGAUGAGUUUCUGAGCAAGUUUUUCGCAUAUUAAACUUUAUUUCUUUAAUAAUUUUCAAAAGCUUCUAACGACGGCAGGUCGACGCGCCAGCGAUCCUCGCAAAACUAUCGACGUUCUGAAAAUGAAAAUAUUUUUAGCUGAUUAUUAUUAUUACUCAUUUUCGCGUGUGUAUUAAAAGGCGGGUGGGUGAGCAGACGUUCGGACGCUUUUACGCAGUGUUCGUUAAUCAUUUAGAAAACACAGGUGGAUAUACUUGAUGAAAAUUGUGUGAAGGAAAAUGGCUUCGAAAGUUAUCGCUAAAUUGCCUGUAGCACCUUUUGGGCAGGAAGUUCAAAGAAGCGAUGAUGAGGCCUCCAGAGCACCGGAACAAGUUCGCUUGGAGCAAAAUAUCCGAUUUUUGCAAGAUCAACACCAGCUAAUGCUGGCAGGAUUACAUGGGGAGAUUGAGAAGUUAAAAGCCCGAAAUCGAGAUCUUCAAUUUCAACUAAUCUUUGGCAAGCCGCCUACUGCUUCAACCCCAGCAUCCAGUUCCCCAUCUCCCUCAUCCCCCGAGGAGGAGACUAGGAGUAAGCUGUAUACAAGCCCUCAAAGUGUUACCAACAGCACUCCAUUGCAAAUCGAGCUACUGGAGAAGGAACUGGGAGAACUAAAGAUUCAAAUGCAAGAGCAAGAAAGCCGAAACCUUUACCUUUCAGCCAUAGUAGACGAACAAAAAAAAAAACUCGAACGCUACGACCGCCGCGUGGAAAAAGAGCAACAACGCACUGGCGGCGCAGGAGACCCGGAAGCUGAACUGCGACGCAAAUUGGAGGACGCAGAUGCAGUUGUGCGACUUCUGCGUCGAGAGAACUCCGAUCUGCGCAGAGAAAAUCAGGGAAUGAGCGAAGCGGCUGUGCAUAUUCCCCAAGUUGCGCACAGUCAUCAACACAAUCGGGAAAACGGUUUUCAGUCUCCUCGAGGACAAGGCCAUAGAGGAGGCAGUGGAAGAGGACAUCGUUCCAACAAUGGACACAAUAGUCAUUACAACAAUCGAGGAGGAUGGUUUCCGCCGCUUCAUCAGCAGAAUUUUUGGCAAGGAGGAAGGACACAGCAACACGAACGCCAGAACAACGGGACGCAAGAUCAGGUUUCAAAUUUGCCCGAUAUUCCCUUAAAUGAAGGCUGUUCAGUUCCGCAACAGUACCAUGGGCCAGGCAGAAAAAACUCCAACAACAACCACUAUCACAAUGGUGACGGGAAGAAGUAUAGAAAGGGCCACCACAAAGGAAAUAAACCGUCUUAAUAUUUCCCGGGUUUCGUAGAGUUUGCAUCAUUCAAUGGUUUUCUUUCUAAAAAGCCUGAACGCAACCAAAUCUCCUUUCGGGCUGCCAAAGAUUCGCUCAAAAUGCUCCCAUCAAGCUGUUUACUCACAACAAAUUGACUGAUUCUUCGAGCACUUUGAAUGAAAACGAAAUAUGUGCUACUUAUAGUAACCCUUAGGCAUGGCUAUUGAUGUUACCACAUAUUUGCCCUGGGAGGAUUCCUUAGAGCAAUGAAAGACAGUAACAUUCAGCUAGAUCUUUCGUGAAAAUCCCACGCGUGCAGUCGAAUUGUGAAAGGAAUCCUGGAGGAAAACGUACAGGUCUUAAACAGCAAUACUAGGAUAAACAUUAUAAGGUGGCUUUUAUUAGAAACCUUGCUACCAGCCUGAAUAAUUAGUUAAAACCACAAAAAAUAUAUAUUUUCUCGAAAUUACUUGGAAUGUUAUGCCAAUGGCAGCCCAUACAAAGUUAGGAAAUUCUAUUCGAAAGAAAAAUUUGCUCUUUAAAAUAUUAGGCAAAGAUUCAUGUACCGAGUGACUUGAAUUCGAACGCAUGUGAACAGAAUUUUCAAAAUUUCAACAUGUUUGCUGUCUUCUUUUCGGAUCAUUUUAAUUAGUUGAAAUAAAAUGUAGAAUUCAAUUUAUUUUUGUCUUCAACUAAUAACUUUAAUGUAUAUUUAGAUAAACUCUGUUAAUUUUCAGCUGCAGUAGUUUCGAAUUUAGUGCACUCGACAGAACGGUAAAAUUUAAAUACAUGUUAUAUAUUUGUUGAACAAAAUUUUAACACGUGAUAUAUAGAUGCUUUGCCAAGACUGUAACGUUUAAAUAUUUUUAGAAUUGCUACCUUACGGGUUUUAAUCAAUUUUUAUAUUGGACUUUUCAAGCGCCUACCUGCACUGAUUUUACUUAAUAGUAUUUGAAGAAUGAAAUAAUUUCAUUUAUUUUUGCUGAACUGACUGAUAUUGAAUAUUCUAACAAUAGCACAGCUUGUUGACAACAUUAAAACCAAAUUAUAUACCAGAUGAGCCAUUAAAGUUUUUCAUGUUCUAAUAAUCUAUCCAAAGAUAAUAGAUUAGAAAAAUUCCAUACAUCUACGCAAUUUAAGAUAGAAUAUCCAAGCUUAAGGCUUUCAUCGAGCAUUUGGCAUAUAAUCAAAUAUACUGGGUGUGCAGAAAAUACCAUAACUAUCCAAUAAGCUUAAAGUCUAGAAAAUUGACCAUUUAACCAAUAUGUCCUAGAAAUAUCCUACCGUUUGGAAAUAAUACAUUUUGUUUCCAGAACGCUCAGAUCACUUCCCAUAUAUCGAAUUUACAUACUUUCAUAUGUUAUGGCUUAUUUAAAUUCAAUUGUUCCUUUAAUAAGCAACCCCAUUUAUCAAUCUUGAUUACUAAAUGUCUAGGUACUUGUUGUUAGCUUCCGGAAAUAAAUAAUAUUUAUUCAAUGAUAUUAUAUAUCGAUGUUUUACCUAACUUACUAAACAUGUGUACCUAAGGUUAAUUUUUGUCUCAAUUGAACGAGUGCGGUUUAAACGAUCGCUGAUAGCUACGGUAAGUCGGCAACUUAAAGGAAAAAGCAAAAGAUGAGGCAAAAAUUAAUAAGACAAACUUUCAAACUCUAUUUAAAAAUCUAUAUAGAAAUAUUGCAUGUAUUAUUGAUUGUGUGAUAGAUAACUACUGAAAAAUUAAUUUUACUGGGACUAUUUAUGACUAUUAACUAGAUAUACUUGCGUUGGGUACUUUGAUAAUAAAUAUAGAUGGUCGCGUAAAAAAUAUUCAAAAUUGUUAAUCUUAAACAUAUUUGGUAAGAAAUGAUAACUACUACCUAGUCUAGCUGUGAUUGCACUCGUCAGUACUUUUAAUCUCUUCUAUAUUAUAUUUAUUUUUCAUUCUAGAACGUAAUAAAUAUGAAAUACAAAUAAUGUAAUUUUAUUUUACGUAAAUAUACAUUAUGGCAUACAA
This is a messenger RNA of Dendroctonus ponderosae (mountain pine beetle), 4159 nucleotides long. RefSeq names its product anti-sigma-I factor RsgI. NCBI's taxonomy places the organism in Eukaryota, Metazoa, Arthropoda, Insecta, Coleoptera, Curculionidae. The record is from RefSeq and is a predicted model, not a curated record. Bases 1179 to 2183 code for a protein of 334 amino acids. The transcript has 7 exons.